Phytophthora sojae is the source of this 666-nucleotide messenger RNA. RefSeq lists its product as hypothetical. The transcript has 2 exons. The record is from RefSeq and is a predicted model, not a curated record. NCBI's taxonomy places the organism in Eukaryota, Oomycota, Peronosporomycetes, Peronosporales, Peronosporaceae. The annotation marks the transcript as partial.
ACGGAUAUCAGGUUCUCUACCCAACUCAGUCACUACGGCGGCAAGUAUUCUGUGGAGCGGUUGCUGGCACUCGAGGAGUACAUCGAGCGCACGCCCUUUUCUCGUGUUGUGCUGGUUAGUGUCGGCACCCCAGCGCCGAUUGUUGCGCUGGUGGUUUUCUGCCAAGAAAGUGUCCCUCUGCAGCGUCCCGAUGAAGGCUGGCAGGCCAACUAUGGCUUUUGGGUUCGCGUCGCCGUUCAGGGAGCAGUCAUCGCAUUUGCUUCAGCGAUUCACAUCGGCCACCUCCUCGACGGAGCUGCUCUUUCUCAUCGACAGCUUGCUCUGUAUACACUUACUAUGGCAGUCAUCUACGUUGGUAUCGCCUUGGCAAUUGCUGCGAACUGGGUGUUCCCUACUCCGUUCUUGCACAUGAUCCUUGCACCGCAUUUCGGUCGUGGUAGUGGGGUGCUUUCGCAUUGCCAUAGGAAGAAGCGUAUUUCAGCACGUAUCAUUGCAGUCAGCCAAGCUGAAGCAACUCAAAAAAAUGUUCGGCGUCCAGCUUCUGAUGAUUGUCGUUUAUCCAGCAUACCAAGUGGGCAAGCGACUCUACUGUCUAUCAUCAAGCUCGCCCUGAAGAACCUGCUGCGAGUCACGAUCACGCAGAUGGACCGAAGAAGUCAUUUUUAA